AUGGAGAGAGUCCAGCACAUAACCCGCACGGCCAUUCGACGGGCGUCCAACAUCGAGGUGAACCCGCAGACCAAGCGUAACCUGCAGGAGCUUUUCAUCAAUUUUUCCCUCAUCCUCAUCUGCCUGCUGCUCAUAUACAUCAUCGUCUUGCUCAUGUAA
Molecule: messenger RNA, 159 nt
Organism: Chanos chanos (milkfish)
Lineage: Eukaryota; Metazoa; Chordata; Actinopteri; Gonorynchiformes; Chanidae
Gene: pln2
Product: phospholamban 2
Exons: 1
Coding region: 1-159 (52 amino acids)
Biological process (GO): negative regulation of heart rate; negative regulation of ATPase-coupled calcium transmembrane transporter activity; negative regulation of calcium ion import into sarcoplasmic reticulum
Cellular component (GO): sarcoplasmic reticulum; membrane
Molecular function (GO): ATPase inhibitor activity
Source: RefSeq, a predicted model, not a curated record